This is a messenger RNA of Exophiala spinifera, 1638 nucleotides long. RefSeq lists its product as uncharacterized. Bases 1 to 1638 code for a protein of 545 amino acids. Gene Ontology annotation, molecular function: nucleobase transmembrane transporter activity. Lineage: Eukaryota; Fungi; Ascomycota; Eurotiomycetes; Chaetothyriales; Herpotrichiellaceae. Gene Ontology annotation, biological process: nucleobase transport; transmembrane transport. The transcript is spliced from 4 exons. Gene Ontology annotation, cellular component: plasma membrane. The record is from RefSeq and is a predicted model, not a curated record.
AUGUCCUUGAGGUUGUCCAAGAUCAAGGAGGAGGUGAAGAAGAAGAGCCAUGUCAAUGGCUGGGUCCUGGAGAAACAGGAGUCCAGUUGGGCUCCCGCCGGCACGUGGUCGAAUAUCGAUCUGGACAUCACCCCUGUUGCACGUCGAACAUGGACCAGCUGGACUAUAUUCGGCUACUGGUUCAGCGAUGUCAUCUCUAUCCAAUCAUGGGAAACGGGUAGUACGAUUCUAGCAGUCGGAUUGACUUGGCGUGAAGCUUUCUUCGCCAUCAUCUUUGGCUCCUUCGUCAUGGGCGUACCGAUGACCUUGAACGGAUACUCCGGGGCCAAAACUCAUGCACCGUUUCCUAUCAUUGCACGCGCAUCAUUCGGCUACCACCUUGCAAAGUUUCCUGUUGUUGUGCGGCUCAUCACGGCGCUGUUCUGGCACUCGAUCACGAACUUCCUCGCAGUUGGAGCCAUGACUCAGGUCAUCAGGGCUAUCUGGCCGAGUUUUCGGCACAUAAAGAACCACAUCCCUGAAUCGGCGGGCAUAACGACGCAGCAAAUGAUCGCGUACUUUCUCUUUUGGACGAUCCAGUUUCCGAUCCUCCUCAUCCCACCACACAAAAUGAAAUGGCUCUUCACCGUGAAGGUGGUCAUGUGUCUAGGUACGAUUCUCGGCAUGACGAUAUGGACUUGCACAAAGGGCGGCGGCAGUGGACAGAUCUGGGAUCAAAAGGCCACCGUCUCCGGGUCCACCAAAUCCUGGCUCAUCAUGUGGAGCUUGAACAGCUGCACGGCGUCUUGGUCUACAGUGGGAGUGAACAUCCCAGACUUCACUCGAUACCUACGCAAACCGAAAUCCGCAUACACACAAGCGUUCAUGUUCCCGAUUAUCUGCUCCUGGAUUGCUAUCAUUGGUGUCGUGGUGGCCUCUUACUCCUACGGGAUCUUUAAUGAGACAAUCUGGGACCCCAUUGUUAUCAUCGAUUCAUGGGAUGGCGCGGCAGGCCGAGCAGCAGCAUUCUUCGCAGGAUUAUCUUGGGCACUGGCUCAGAUAACGGUGAACUUGUCAGCAACUGUUGUCUCUGGUGCUAAUGACCUUUCAAACCUUUUUCCGAAAUUUUUAAAUAUAAGAAGAAGCUGUAUUGUUAUUACCAUUCUCGGAGGGUGGGCCAUGGUACCAUGGAAGAUUCUACACAGCGCCAGCUCCCUACUUUCGUUCAUGAACGGGUUGGGAGUCUUUUUGGCUCCAACUAUGGGUCUUCUCAUUUCCGACUUCUACGUCGUCAAGAGACAACACCUGGAUCUUCCGGCCCUUUACGAACCCCACGGACGCUACCGUUAUCACUGGGGCGUCAACUGGCGCGCGCUCCUUGCUCUGCUGGCCUCGAUCGUGCCCUGCCUCCCCGGAUUGGCCAACACGGUCAACUCCGACAUCUCCAUCGGCGGUGCGAUCUACAUCGCCCAGUUCAACUGGUACUACGGCUUCUUCGUCUCGUUCGGGGUCUACGCCGUGCUCAGUCUGCUGUGGCCCGCGAAGGAGUCCCUGGUGCCGUGCAUGAUUGACUCCAUCGCGCAAACGGAGGAGGAACAGAUCGACCUUGAGAAGAAGGAGGCCAUCAUUACCACUAGCGAUACGACCAAGAAGGAGUGA